AAAACAAUAACAAACUUAACGGUGCCCUGGAACUACAGCUCAUAAUUGCACUUGUUUAAGCCCCACAAACGACUGUAUUAUUUGGAUUUAAAAGCAUUGAUAACAGUUCUAAAUAAUUACGUUGAAGGUUUCGCACAUCUUUAUCUAAUAGUUCAAUAAAUUGCGGUUCAGUUGGUUUGUAUCCAGCCCUUGUAAAUCGUUCUGCGGCGUUCAGCGGCUGUCAAGCUACACAAACAUCGUGUGCGGUGCAUACUCCUAGCCGAACUGCUGUACGUACAGCACAGCUCGUAAGUAUUACACAGUUGGCUCAUUGAUAAGAAAUCAAACAUCGCGCCCAAUCGCGUCACUCAGUUCGGGAUCCGGUCAUUUGCCGUACAGUAGCGCGUCGGUACAUGUGGUAUCAAGUGUUUCGACUAGCUUUGGUUAGCAAUCUGUUGUGUUCGUUUGCAAAAUGAUUUACCCUGUUCGAGUCGCAUAUUUAUGCAUCAGUGCAGUGCUGCUGCUGAUUGCAAUCCAUUCCAGUGGAGUUGUGGCAGAUGCGUCCCCCGAACAAGGAACGAUCGACCUGAACAGUAUCGACAUAAAUAAGCUGAAAGAUGACGUGUUCGCGGAAAUACUGCCGCCCGAGUUCAAGAACGUGACGCUUCCCAAGCUGGAAGACAUCCAGAAAAUCAUCAAAGACAAAUGUUCCCGUGUGGCUGGCAGCGAUGCGUCGUACGAGGAAGCAGAACAAGCAGCUCAAAAGUUUGGCGAUUGCAUGAAGGAUUUGGUAGACUUUAGUGAUCUGCAGGAAGAAAUCAAGAAAGCCAAGCCAACGGGCGAUUUGGAUACCGUUUUCAACAAAUACUGCCGCAGACGUUCUGCUGCCAUUGAGUGUAUCGAUACGUUCUCAAACAAGAUAGACGUUUGUUUGGAAAAUGACGAAAAGGAAAGCAAAGUGGUGGCGGUGAACAUUGUGCAUGGGCUUUUAAACUUUGUCUGUCACAAGGAUGGCGAUCAGAUCGCCUUGUUCAUCGCAGAGGAAGGUCCGGAAUGUUUUUCCGAUCAAAAAGACGCUCUGAUGGAUUGUGUCAAUGGUACACUGUCCGGGUACUUGAAGGACGAUUCUGCGCCGGCAACGGAAGGCAUUCCAAAGCUUGUGAUGGGCAAAAAGCAGUGCGAUGAAAUGAGCUCGCUUCAAGAGUGCAUGGUGCAAGCACUCGAAGGUUGUCAAGAGUCAACACCAGCGAAUUUGGUCGAAUCAUUGUUCAAGUUCGUCCGCCGGGAAACGCCAUGUGCCAAUAUAACAGCUGAAGCAAACCCCAGGAAACAUGCUCGAGCUGGCGGAGAGCUUACAAAAGCUUCCCAUCAAAUUAUUACCUCUACGUUGCUAAUGGCGUUGGUAGCCAAACUGUUAAUACGCUAAAAAUUGCCAAUUCGUUGCAAACAAAUGUUCCUAGUUCUAAGGUGACUGAUCAACAAAAACACAAUCAUGCUAAUAGAACAAACUACAAACCACAUCAGGGGAUUUUAGGUAGUAAAUAGAAAGUGUUUACAAUUGCUCCAUGUAUGAAUUUACAACAGUUAACAAUAAAACGUUUCCAACUGGACUUGGUAAAAAGAG
This is a messenger RNA of Anopheles funestus (African malaria mosquito), 1603 nucleotides long. Its product is annotated as 27 kDa glycoprotein-like. The record is from RefSeq and is a predicted model, not a curated record. Bases 452 to 1405 code for a protein of 317 amino acids. Lineage: Eukaryota; Metazoa; Arthropoda; Insecta; Diptera; Culicidae. The transcript has 7 exons.